Messenger RNA from Saccharomyces mikatae IFO 1815, 1584 nucleotides. RefSeq names its product chaperonin-containing T-complex subunit CCT2 (gene CCT2). Bases 1 to 1584 code for a protein of 527 amino acids. Gene Ontology annotation, molecular function: ATP binding; ATP-dependent protein folding chaperone; ATP hydrolysis activity. Gene Ontology annotation, cellular component: cytosol; chaperonin-containing T-complex. The record is from RefSeq and is a predicted model, not a curated record. The transcript has a single exon. Gene Ontology annotation, biological process: protein folding. Lineage: Eukaryota; Fungi; Ascomycota; Saccharomycetes; Saccharomycetales; Saccharomycetaceae.
AUGAGUGUACAAAUAUUUGGAGAUCAAGUUACUGAAGAAAGAGCUGAAAACGCCCGUUUAUCGGCGUUUGUCGGCGCCAUUGCCGUGGGUGAUUUGGUGAAAAGCACGUUAGGUCCAAAAGGGAUGGACAAGUUGUUACAGAGUGCGUCCAGUAACACCUGCAUGGUAACAAACGAUGGUGCCACAAUUCUAAAGUCAAUUCCGCUGGACAAUCCUGCCGCCAAAGUGUUGGUGAACAUUAGUAAGGUGCAAGAUGAUGAAGUUGGGGACGGUACCACUAGUGUCACUGUUUUGAGCGCAGAAUUGCUUAGAGAGGCAGAGAAAUUGAUUGAUCAAUCUAAGAUCCACCCUCAGACUAUCAUUGAAGGUUACCGACUAGCUUCUGCGGCUGCGUUAGAUGCGUUGACGAAAGCGGCAGUUGACAACUCUCAUGAUAAAACCUUGUUCCGUGAGGAUUUGAUCCACAUUGCCAAGACUACCUUGUCUUCCAAGAUUCUGUCUCAGGAUAAGGAACACUUUGCUGAAUUAGCCACUAAUGCUAUUUUGAGGUUGAAAGGGUCUACAAACCUGGAACACAUCCAGAUCAUCAAGAUUCUUGGUGGGAAAUUAUCGGACUCGUUCCUUGACGAAGGAUUUAUUCUUGCUAAGAAGUUCGGUAACAACCAACCGAAGAGAAUUGAAAACGCAAAAAUUUUAAUCGCUAAUACUACCUUGGAUACAGACAAAGUCAAAAUAUUCGGCACCAAAUUCAAAGUUGAUUCUACUGCCAAAUUGGCCCAACUAGAGAAAGCAGAACGUGAAAAGAUGAAGAACAAAAUUGCCAAGAUUUCAAAGUUCGGAAUCAACACCUUCAUCAAUAGACAACUAAUUUACGACUACCCAGAGCAACUGUUUACAGAUUUGGGCAUAAACUCGAUUGAACAUGCUGAUUUCGAAGGUGUAGAAAGACUAGCCCUAGUUACAGGAGGUGAAGUUGUGUCCACAUUCGACGAACCAGGCAAGUGCAAACUGGGUGAGUGUGACGUGAUCGAGGAAAUUCUGCUUGGUGAACAGCCAUUUCUAAAAUUUAGCGGUUGCAAAGCCGGUGAAGCUUGCACAAUCGUCCUGAGAGGUGCUACCGACCAAACACUUGACGAAGCUGAGAGAUCCCUGCAUGACGCAUUGUCCGUGCUGUCGCAAACAACAAAGGAAACAAGAACAGUCCUUGGCGGUGGUUGCGCAGAGAUGAUCAUGUCGAAGGCCGUAGACACCGAAGCCCAAAACAUUGACGGGAAGAAGUCCCUUGCAGUCGAAGCAUUUGCCCGCGCCCUAAGACAACUGCCAACUAUCUUGGCUGACAAUGCCGGUUUUGACAGCAGCGAGCUCGUAUCUAAACUGAGAUCUUCUAUAUACAAUGGUAUCUCCACAUCAGGCCUGGACCUCAAUAAUGGGACCAUUGCCGACAUGAGACAACUCGGUAUCGUCGAAAGUUAUAAGCUGAAACGAGCAGUGGUCAGCUCCGCAUCUGAAGCUGCUGAAGUUCUACUAAGAGUGGAUAAUAUCAUCCGUGCCAAGCCAAGAACCGCCAAUAGACAACAUAUGUAA